Molecule: messenger RNA, 5933 nt
Organism: Mugil cephalus (flathead mullet)
Lineage: Eukaryota; Metazoa; Chordata; Actinopteri; Mugiliformes; Mugilidae
Product: RNA binding protein fox-1 homolog 2-like
Exons: 14
Coding region: 899-2233 (444 amino acids)
Biological process (GO): regulation of alternative mRNA splicing, via spliceosome; nervous system development
Cellular component (GO): nucleus; cytoplasm
Molecular function (GO): mRNA binding
Source: RefSeq, a predicted model, not a curated record
GAGCAGUGAGGUGUUUGGGGGAAAAAAAAGAGGUUAGACGGAGGAAACGCAGACCUCAGACCAGCCCACUUCCCCUCACUCUCCAGUCAUCCUCAUCCCGGUAUCCGCUUGGAAAUCUGACCGCGGAUCAGCACCACUCCGCCCCUCGUCUUUUCCUUUUUCUUUUUUCUUUUUUUUUUUUUUUCCACACCACCGGAGCUCCACACACACACACACACACACACACACACACAAAACCGAGACCAGAGGAAACCGUGCAGCUCGCUCCUCCGUAAAGCCCAGGUCCAAGACGGGACCCAACACCGAGGGGGGACUAAGGCUGCUGCUAGGAACCGACGGAGAAGGACUUUCAACGCGACAAGGAAAGAAGAAAAAGGGGAGAGGGAGAGCGGAGAGACGCAUUUAUCGCGUUUAUUUAUCGGGGACUGGCUCCGCUGGAGAAUAAAAAAAACAGGGAGAAGGAGGAGGAGGAGUAGUAUUACAGCUAAUUUCCAACAUUUUCUAUUCUUGGCAGCGAAGCGUGUGGCCACAUUUAUAAAGGGAGCUAGCGGAAUGUAAUGCUACAGGCUAGCCGAGGUUAGCUGGAUAAUUAGCUCGUCGCGAGAGUCGUUUGAUCUUUAUUCUCAAAUAGGUCACUGCGUUUUUUUUUGUUUUUUUUAAUUUUUAUUUUUUAUUUUAGGGAGGGGGGAAAAAAAAGGCUGCACUUAAGUACCUUUUAAUGUGUGAUGAUAUCACAAUGCUCUGCCUCGCAUAGCUAAAAAGCUAAGUUAGAUAAUAAGCAGUUCUUAUAUCUUAUAUUUAUGGAAAUCUGAUUUAAAAAAAAAAACGAAGAAAGAAGCUAUUGCGGAGCUGUGGAUACAAACAACAACAGCAACACACAAAAAAAGGUCGGGGGAUCAUGGACCGGGAAAGGGACGUGGUCGAGGCGGCCGCCGGACCCGCUGCGGCCGGGGGUCCGGCUGCUGUUGUCCGGGGGAUGAAGCGCGGAGACCCGGAGCCCGACGCUCAGACGGCGGCUGCCCUCGCCGACUUGUCCGGGGCGGAGUGCAAAAGACCGAGGAUAGACGGGACCGGGGGUGUCGUCGUCGGAGACAUCGGACAGAACAAUGAGCCUUUAAACCCCGGUUUCCAUGGAUACCCACCUCACAGUCAGGGCUCUCAGGAUUCGACAGGAGGACAGGACGGCUUGGUGGCCCCGCCCUUCGCAGCCUUCCCCCCGCCACCCCCUCCUCAGAACGGGCUAACGGGAACGGAGUUUGGCCCCGUGGCCAUGUUUGGUGCCGGGGGCCAAGGCGCAGCAGAUGUGGGGGCUGGUGCUAACGGAGCCAGCGCCGCCAGCAACAGCAACAAUGGUAAAGCAGAGGAGGCGUCUCAGGGCGAGGCGGGCGUCCAGUGCGGGGCAGGAGGGACGGGAGCAGGAGGCUCCACGGGAGACUCGUCAGAGGCCAAAGGGACGCCCAAACGCCUCCACGUCUCAAACAUCCCCUUCCGCUUCCGAGACCCGGACCUCAGGCAGAUGUUUGGGCAAUUCGGGAAGAUUCUGGACGUAGAGAUUAUUUUUAACGAGAGGGGCUCAAAGGGGUUCGGCUUCGUGACAUUUGAGACCAGCGCGGAUGCAGAGAAGGCCAGAGAAAAGCUCCACGGCACUUUGGUGGAAGGUCGCAAGAUUGAGGUGAAUAACGCCACCGCCAGGGUGAUGACUAACAAGAAAAUGGUCAGCCCCUACCCUAACGGAGAGGCCCUCAGCACGCUGCCCUAUGCAGGGUGGAAAUUGAGUCCUAUGGUUGGAGCCGUGUACGGACCGGAGAUCUACGCAGUCCCAGGGUUUCCUUACCCGUCAGCGGCGGCGGCCGCCACGACGGCGGCGGCGGCGGCGUUCCGUGGCGCCCACCUCCGAGGCCGAGGCCGGCCCGUCUACAGCGCCGUGCGCGCCGCCGUGCCUCAACCUGCCAUCCCCGCCUACCCUGGUGUGGUGUAUCAGGAUGGCUUUUACGGAGCGGCAGACUUAUACGGAGGAUACCCCGCUGCCGCCGCCGCCGCCGCCGCCUACCGCUACGCCCAGCCCGCCGCCGUGACCGGAGCGACCGCUGCUGCUGCCGCCUACAGCGACAGCUAUGGCCGGGUGUACACCACAGAUCCAUACCACGCUUUAACUCCAGCUGCUGCUGCGUACGGAGUGGGAGCCAUGGCCAGUUUAUAUCGGGCUGGAUACAGUAGGUUUGCUCCUUACUAAAAAAAACAAAAAAAAAACAAAAAAACCACGAACCACAUCCAAGGAAUUUCACUUUCCUCCAAAAAACAACAACAGAAAAAAAAAAAAAACCCUUUUCCAAGCUCUUUGUUUGGCAGGAGCUCCCCUCCAUUUUUCUGCAGGCAGACUCCACUGACAAAUCAUGUGUUUUUUUGUUUUUCCUUUCUCUGGUUCUUUUUUUUUUUUUUUUUUGUGGCAAGAGUGGUCACUACUGCCACAUCAUCGACUCGAAACUCUUCUGUCUGUCGCUGACAUGGAAACAAAAGAAAAAGAAAACUGCCAGGACACGAGUGUCUCCUAUAUAUAUAUAUAUAUAUAUAUAUAUAUAUAUAUAUAUAUAUAUAUAUAUAUAUAUAACCAAAAAAAGAAAAAAAAAGCUGGAGCCUGCUACACUUUGAGCUGCGGAGCCGCGAUUUGGGACGUUUUUAACCUGAAAGGAGAAAGACUGCUGUUCCUGUGUGACCCACCCGACUCGUCCCGUCCCCACGAAGAGUUUCUGAACUUAUAUAUCCACUGCCCUGUUAAUCAGACCUAUAUAGACAUAGAAAUAUAAAGACACUCUUGCAUUCGAGUCCUCUACGUUUUUUCCUUCAGCGUCGGAUCCCAGAGCUAACGCCACAGCACCACUACAAAUAAGGUACUUUUUGUUUGUUUUGUUUUGUUUUGUUUUUUUUUAAACACUACAUCGUCGCAGAGCUGCCACCUCGGACGUCCCUCUGAUUUAACGUCGUGUUGAUAAUGGAAAGAAACAGAGCGCCCUCCCCUCCCCAACCUCAACCACAACCACCACCACCCACUUUGAUGCAGAAGACAUAGGAAUCCUUCUUAUUGUUAUUAUGUUAUUAUUAUUAUUUUUUUUGGGACUACUCAGCCGGAGGGAGCUGUUUAACUACGAACAAUAUGGCAUGUCUAUUCCUUUGUUGUCAUUUUCUGAGAUUUCCCAACUUUUUCCCUUAAAAACAUUUAAAAAAAAAAAAAAAAAAGGAAGCAAACAAACAAACAAACAAAAAAAACGACAAGGAAAAAAAAAUAAUGUUUUUCUGCAUUACCUCAGUUCUCUUUGCCUCUUUUGUGUUUUGCUGUUAAAAAAAAAAAACAAACAAAAACAACAAAAAAAAUGCAUUGAAACGUACUUUAAACAACGGAGCCAUUGAUUUAUUAGUAGCAUUUUUUUAAAAACAAAACGCAACAACACUACAACCACGACCUGAACUGACCCGGUAGGUGCAGUUUGUCCCUUAUGCCCACGGCUCGUCCCUGAUCCGCUCCUUUGAAACGCUGCUUCCAAAAAAGGACUUUCUAUCUCCUGAGACAUUCCAGCUGUACUGCGGUUACCGAAUGGAUCAGACGGACAAAGAACCAAACUAGAUUUAGCCCUCGGCCACGUGGGAAGCCGAUCAUCAGCCGGACUGCAGUUAACCCCCCCUCCACACACCCCUACACCCAACCCCGUCCCCUCCCGGCCAGCUGAGGUAUUUAUUAUUCCAGCCUUCGGGGGCUUUUUUGAGGCUUCAGGUGGAGUCUGUGUCUGAGUCUGUGUCAGCAGAUCCCAGAUUAGAGUAGGGAGAUCUUGUUUUUUUUUUUUUUCUAUUUAUAAUCAUAGUUUUCACAUCGUUUUCCUUUUACCGGUGCAUCUGAAGGCGUCAUAAAUAAAAAAAAAUAAAUAAAAUAAAAAAACAAUUAAAACAACAAAAAAAUAAGGACAAUUUACAGAUCAAGUCUCGGUCCUGCACGUGUCUCCAUAUAUCCUCACUGUGUUGUUAUCGUUUGCCUUUUUUUUUUUUUUUUUUUUUGGUUCCAAAGAUUUUCCGAAGAAAGCACAUUUUUUUUUUUUUUUUUUUUGGUCCUGACGUAUUUCUUAUAUUUGUGGUUGUUUUUUCCUCUACUUCAUCAUCUUUCUCACUCUCUCUCUCUCUUUCUCGCUCUCUCUCUCUAUAUAUAUAUAUUAUAUUAUAUAUUUUUUAUUUUGUUUUUCUUGAUGAUGUGGGCUGAAGCUGUACUUGCAGUGUUGUGGCAGCGUCAGCAGACGUUGCAGCAAUUUGGGAAACCGGCAAGUUUUAAUUUAGCUCUCAAGCUAAUUUAUUUUUAUUAUUUUUUUUUUAUUUUGUUUUUUUUAUUUUUUAUUUUUUAUUUUUUCACUUGGCGUGGAUGCAGAGGUGAGAAGCUGCAGACAAGGGAAAUGAGAUGGGAGUCAUGAGGGAUGCACAGGGAUAGAGAGAGGAUACUUUGAGUUGCUUUUACCAGCAAAUUACAAGUGAAUUAGCAGAGAUGUGGGGGAGGAGAGGGGAGUCAAAGAGGCCCUGAGGCCCAGCAGAGGCACCUUCUGAACAAUGAAACAGUGAGCGAGGGCGGCCAGGUGAAGGUGAGAAGCUGAGCCAUAAAUCAUCAGCUGACAGAAGAACAACGCCCCCUGCUGUCUCUUUCUCUUUUUUGUUUUUUUUUUUGUUUUUUUAUUAAUGGGGUACAGUUUGCUCAGGGUUGAGCGGACACGAGCGAGGACGGAUGACGUCGUUGUUGUUGUUGUUGUUGUUGUUGUUGUGUGAUUGUGAAACCGCGUGCAGUAGGUCCAAAUGAGUAUUAAUUACCUCUCGUUUUUGUCUUAUUAUUCCUUACAAGUAUUAUCAGAAGUGUUGCUACGCAUGCUUUUUGCAGCAAAGGACGAGAGAGAGAAAGCAAAAAGAAAGGAGGAAGGUUUUUUUUUUUGUUUUUUUGUUUUUUAAUUUUAUUUUAUUUUUUUUCCAUUUGUGCAUGAAAUCAUAGUGCUGGAGGAGGAACGGGUGUGUUUACAUAGCAGCGAGAGGAAGGAAGUGUUAUGUGAUGCGAGGCGACAGGGGUGACGAGGAAUCUCGGUAAAGGUCCAGCGUGAAGUGUCAGAGCAUGGGGGGGGUUCAGGGGGGAGGCAGGGGGGGAGGGAUAUGGAGGGUGGGUGAGAAGCAAGUGGUUGUUUUUACCGAGUCGGCCCACUUCAAUAAUCUCUGCUGUGCGCCUCUGUGGUAACCACCAGUCAUAUCUGAUGAUGUGUGAAGUUUAAUUUGAUCCGUCUAGGCCGCUGUGGUUUGCUUUUAUAAUGACAAUAAAAAAAUCUAGAUAUUAAAAAAAAAAAAAAAUGGCCCACGUCGUUAUCGGUCUGUAGAAAUAAAAGUUCCUGCACAGGGUUGAAACGGUGGCGGCCGUGACUGUGCUGCAGAGUCUCCUCCUGCACGUUUCUUUUUCUUUCUUCUUUUUGUUUUGUUUCCUCUAAUUGGGAGUUGAUCUCAUUCGGAAGGCAGCGAUAUAUAUAUAUAUAUGUGUGUGUGUGUAUAUAUAUAUAUAUAUAUAUAUAUAUAAGCAAACCUGACCCCCCCUUCGCCUCCAUCCAGCCUCCCGUCCCGUCCCCCCUGCCCACUGCUCCCAAUCUGCGCAAGUCGUCCGUCUGGGUGGGAGUUGCUGUAUAGCCAUUUAAUAAAUGGGUUUGAACUGCAUGUGGAGUUAUUCUGUAUUUUUCUUUUUUAUUUUAUUUUAUUUUAUUUUUUGGGGGGGGGUCACAUGCUCUACAAAAGCUCAGUCAUCCAAGUGAUUUUUUUUUUUUUUUACAAGUGUAUUUUCUCACAAUGUUUUAUUUUUGCCAUCAUUGUGUCUGCCUUCUGUUUAUUCUCUUCAUUAUUAUUGAAUGUAUAUAAUAAAUAAACUGUUUGGUUUUUAA